Molecule: messenger RNA, 1333 nt
Organism: Panicum hallii
Lineage: Eukaryota; Viridiplantae; Streptophyta; Magnoliopsida; Poales; Poaceae
Exons: 4
Coding region: 140-1333 (397 amino acids)
Source: RefSeq, a predicted model, not a curated record
UGUUGAAAAGUGGAAUACUCCCGAGUUCCAACAGUCAAGUGAGUAUUUUCGGGGUCUCCGAGCGCGGAACGAGCUUGACCACCACCUUGGCUCAGCGGGAUAUGCUGGAAAGCAACGCAAGUGGGAGCAGGAGGAUGAGAUGCUGGCAGAGAGGGGCAUUGAGAAUCCCUAUGAAUCGUUUGAGGGACGGCUGGCACCAUUUAUGCGUGCUAGGUCAAAGCUCACGGAGGAUGGCAAUAUCAAUUUCUACAGCACGAGCGCUGAGGAAGUUGCUCAAAGGGCUUUGAUAGAGAGCAGCCAAGGUUCAAAUGAAGGAGUGAGGGAGUUUGAUGCGCUCACCAGGGCUUUGGGAACCCGUGAGCAACGGGGUCGUGUCCGUGGUGUUUCCAGUCAGUUGACCUGGAAGGAGGGGUUCCCUGAACACAAAGGCAGAUACCGGAAGCGGACUCGAGACUCCUCAUCAAAGGUUGACAUAGAUGAGAUCAAAAAGCAGGUGAAGAUGGAGAUGUAUGGAGAGCUAAAGACUGAUAUCGAGUCUCAGGUGACGGUGAAGAUGUUUGGAAAGCUAAAGACCAUCUUCGAGUCUCAGGGAUUGUCAUUCCCUGAUUUGCUGGGGAGUACGAUGAGUGAAGAGAGAAGGGACAGCUUCGCUUGUACUGCAGCGGGUGCUUCUCAGAGUAGAGGGACAGAGAGGGCAAUUGUGCCUACAUCAGUGGAGCCGGAUACGAUAGAUGGCUUGGCUCGUCCGACCCGAUGCAGUCUUCUCGUGCAGCUGGUCGGAGAUUCAUCUUUCAUGGAGGUCGGGAACGGGCUUGUGUAUCCCGGUAUGUCCCAGCUUGAAGGUGUCCAGGUCAGGGCUGAUUGUGCUGUGGUCAAGAUUGACUACGUGCAUGAGUUUGCUAAGAAUAUCAAGCUGGAGGUGCCACCAGAUGACAUGACCACCACUUUGCGGGAUGCAGUUGCGAGAAGGGUUCAGUGGCGGAGAGCUGGUAUUCAUAUUGAUCCAGCAGAUGCAGAUUCAGUACCGACCAGUCAACCUCAGCCACAGAGUGCUGCAGUGCCACCGACGUUUUCUGAGCCAUGCCCACAGCUGCCAGAUACACGGGAAUCGCACAUGCAACAAGAGACAAGGCGUCGAACCGGAAAGAAGUGUGGGUACAUUGACCCACAGCUGAUGACGGUGACAUUUAUGCUGACAGAUAGAGAUAGCUUGGUCAGGCCGUUCAGCUGCGUGGAAGCUGACCUGCCACUUGAUUACCAGUACCGUUACAUCAGUCUGACUGGCAUCAGGCACAGAUCGUCGGAGGUCAUCAAUGUUGGCGACCAGGAAUAG